Messenger RNA from Phascolarctos cinereus (koala), 5828 nucleotides. The record is from RefSeq and is a predicted model, not a curated record. NCBI's taxonomy places the organism in Eukaryota, Metazoa, Chordata, Mammalia, Diprotodontia, Phascolarctidae.
UAUCUUUCUUUGCUUCCCCAGUGCUUAGCACCAUGUCUGUCAUGUUACUUAAUAAAAGCUUAUUGAUUUAACUUAACUAAACAUCUAGAGUGUGGGAAAAGCUUCAGGCAGAGCUCUAACCUUGUUACCCAUAUAGAUGAGAAGCCUUAUCAACAAUGACUCCUGGACAAUAACUUUAGUCAGAGAAACCAGUUUAUCAGCCAUCAUAGAAUUUGUUGGAGGACAAGCCUUAUGAUUGUAGGAUAUGCAGAAAAAUAUUUUUGAAGGACUAGCUUCUCUUCUAUCACCCCAGAUAACACACACUGGGGAAAGGGCCAUAUGGCCAUAAUGAGUGUGGGAAAAUGCUGUGGACCCACUAUACACAAGAAGCCUCAGAAGUGAAAACCCUUAUAUGAGUCCUGAUUGUGGUGAAAUGUUCACCACCACCUCAGUCCUCAUUGUCCAUUAGAGAAUCCAGAUUGGAGAGUGUAGAAAUGCUUUCUGUUCUCUCAUUUGGCUCAACAUUUAAGGAACCACAGUGGAGGGCUACAGUUGCCACUUUUGCUGAUAGGGCUUCUGGGAACAUAGCUCAGAGAGCACAGAGUUGUAUCCACACUGAUAAGCUUUUUUUCUUAUUCCUUGUGUUGGGGGAAAGCUUUGGUCAGAACUCCAACUUAGUCAUCCCCUGUCAAAUCCACACUAGAGAGAAGCUUUUUGUGUGUAAGAAAUAUGGGUGGGGUGUCAACCUUCCAAUCUCUACAAGGACUGGUUGGAGGCAGCCUUCAGGCUCUGCUAAAGGAGGGAAAUCUUCAGCAGCAUAUAGCUCCUAUUCAUUUUCAAACUCUAGUCAGGAUCCAUCUCUAGGAAAUUUCUUUCCCAUCUAGAAUCACCACCUAGGUACAACCCUGCUUACUCUCUCCGUAGUCUUCUCUUGUUUGUUUGUUGUCUCCUCUCAGUAGCGACGAAUGGAAUCAACAAUCAAUUUGGGUCACGAAUGAGAUGUAGUAUGGUUUCGUUGGCCCCAUGUGCCAUUAGCUUUUUGCACUGUCUUAUAGUUUAUUUUCCAUAUUCUUGUUUUUUCAUGCUGCUUCUAAUAUUUCUUUACCACUUACCAUGUACUAGGUGUUAUCUCAUUGUCUCCCUUUCCUCUUCAAGAAUCUGUAUCAUAGUAGGGAUACAGAUUUAGGCUGUUUGUGAAAUACGGGUUUGGGUCUGCCUCAAGAAUUGGCAGCAUUUGACUGAUUUUAGCAGUAUAAGCUCUUUGCAAUAAAGCCUUUCUAUCACAGCAUCAUUACUAUGGGUAAGCCACAUCCUUUCUCUGGGCCUCAGUUUCCUUGUCUCUAAAAUGAGAGAGCUACACUAAUUAAUAAGAUCCCUUCCAGCUCUGUGGACCCUAUGAUCCUAUUUAGAUUGUACUUGUUUUAAGAGUAUACUAUCAGCACCCUCAUUAAGUCCAUGAUGUCAAAGCCAAGGUGUAGGUGUACUGUUCAAAAGUCUGAAUAUCCUGAAUAUUAGGAUGCGAUAGAAGCACCUAGAUCACUCUAAUGCUGAGAAGACUUGGGGACAAUGUCUUCCCGGAAGACACCAGAGGAUUAGCCUGGCCACUCUGUCAUAAACUGGUAGGGGGGAGGAGAAGAAUGCAGUGUUGGCUUAGAUCGUGAAGGUGUUUUUUCAGGGAAACAGAGAGUUGAACCGUAGGACUGCGGUGUUAAAGGGCUUAAGGGAAGUUGUGGCACCUGCUAGAAGAUGAACAGGAACUGAAUUCAGUAUUAUUGCAGGACCUUCUGAACUUAGAGUAGUUACUUUCUAAUUUGCAUGUUAUCUAAAUAAUAGGAGGUAAUUAGAGAAGGAAUCUAACUUUUUAUGUGCCUGAAAAACAUUGACCUGUUUCUAUGUGACAUCUGAAAUAGGCACUUUUUUGUUUGAGGAGUGGUGUGGGGGUACGAGUGAAUGGAAGUUCUUCUGUCUCUAAGAUUCUACUAGUUUGACAUUUCACUGUCAUCUUUACUGUUCUCAUCUUUUCUUUCCUGCCUACCCUUUUUAUAAAAUUUCUCUUGACUAGGCAUAAGUGUAAUUACCACCUGAGCACUGGUACAGCCAUUCCCUCGCAGGAAGCUGCUACACAUUACGUAGUCACCUGUACUCAUUUUUGACUCCUCCUUGGUUUAACAUAUGUGAUCUGCACAUCCACUGGAAGACCCAUAUUAAGUGAAAAGGCUUGUGUGCCCUGAUUGUGGUGACAUUUUCACCACAGGUAACUGUCAUUAUCCAUUGUGAUGUCACUUACAUCUGCCCUCUCCUUAUUUAAUAUUCCUACUGACCUGGAGUAUUGUAAUUGCCUCCUACAUAGUAUCCUCCCUCUCUCAUUGUCUUCCUAAUUUUCCUACUGCACUAUUAUGACAUCCCUCAUAUGCUCAAAAUCUUCAAUGCCUCCCCAAUGCAUAAGGAAAAGGACCAAAUAUGGCAUUCAAUCAUACUUCUCUCUACCUUUCCAGUCAUCUCACACUACUCAUAACAUAUUUUGUGUUCCACCCAAAGUAGAGUACUUGCUUUCCCUCAUUUCCUCUCUCUUGAAACCUUUUUUUCCCCCUCACAUAGUACCUUAUAUCUGGAAUGCCCUUCUUCUCCCAUCUCUUGUCUGUUGACUUCUAGCCCAUUCUUCAAAGCCCAGCUCCUCCAUAAAGCCCCACCUGAUCUCUCCUGGGUAGAAGUGAUUUAUUCUCUCCCCUGAUUUCAUAGUACUUUUUAUUGUAGUGCACUGUGUUCCUAUAUAUAUGUGUAUGUGAGUGUAUGUAUGUAUAUGUCUAUGUGUGUAUGCAUAUAUACAUAUAUAUGUCAAAUCUACUCUCCUGUAUUAUAAAGUACUUGAAGAUAGUUGGAAAAAUUACUUAGGAUACUUAAUACCAUGUAUCUUCCCCCAUACACUGCACAUUUUAAGCACUUAAUAGAUUUUUGAACAAAAAGGGGCUUUUUUUCUUGGAUCCAUUAUGACAUUUAAAGUCAUGCUACAGGUAUGAGGAAAGGUGAUGCAAAAAUCUAAGGAGCCAAUUGUCAAGCUCUAGAUGAUGUUUUUGCAUCUGAAAAACCACAAAAUUCAUCUCUAGAAGGUAGGACCAUGAGAAGGCCAGCUGCCCUGGAAAAAAAACGGAGAUAAAUCAGGGUGAUCUCUGUUGAAGUCCUAAAUCAAGCCUGGAGCCUUAAGCUUCUGGUCUGCUUUCCUGCUGGCUACUUCCCAGUUAGUUUAGUUGUCUAGGAGACAGUGAGACAGUUCUGUGAUGGGGUCAGUACAGGGAUGCAUUUAAGGAGCAGCUGUUCACAGAGUUACUCACAUAAGCACAAUCUACAAUCUGUCUUCAAAACUGUAAGUUCCCUGAGAAGUGAGGGAUCAUAGCCUCCCCUUUCCUCAGUGCUAGGCACAUAGUAGGCACUUAACAUUUGAUAAAUUGAAUAAAGCUUCCAAUUUCAUAUCUCCUAAAGUACCCAAGGCUCAUUUUCUAAUGAGAAUAUAAGUAGUUUUGAUCUCAAGACCCAAUAAUGUGAGAAAAAGACUGUCUUAAAAUGUUCCCAUUUAGUUACCACCAGCUACUAGCUUACAAACCUUUCAUUUAAGUCUUAUUCCUUAUCUGUUUCAGUGGCUAUAAAGUAUUCAGGGAACUGUACUACUUGUCCUAUUAACUAGAACUAAUAGUCCAAUUUACCUCACAGGAAACUGUGCUGAUUCAGAGAGGAUAAUGCUUUAGCGAGUCAUCAGGAUUUUAAGGAGACCAAAAUCCUAAGACCUAUUCUGGAAUUGAGUUGUAUUUUUAGGGUGGUUGGUCUCAGAACCAGCCUGGCCUUUUGAGAGAAAUGAGGCCAGACUUCUUAAGACCCCUCCAACUUGGUAGUAGGGACAAGGUACUUUCUAUAACAUUAUAUAAUACCCUUGGGGGCAUUUUAAGCAGAGUCAGAAACUAGAAUACCUAUGUGUGGUUCUGUUUCCAGACCUGAGUACAAUAUACUAUUAUUUCCAAUCUUGGUCAAUAAAUCACUAAAAAAACAACUUUUUUUUUCUUUUUUUACCCACAGAGCUCUUUGUCCCUUGGGGCUGGGCAAGCCUAGAACUUGGUGUGAUCCAGGAAGAUGGAGUGGUCUAGAAACAGACAGGAUCAGGCCUUCCUGAUGCCAGUGACUUUUGAGGACGUGGCCAUAUACCUUUCAAGGGAGGAGUGGAGGCAGCUGGACCCUGCUCAGAGGGACCUCUACACAGAUAUCGUGCAGGAGAAAAAUGGCCUGGCCUUAGAAGCUGUAAAGAUUGGAAAAGUAGGGUUUAUUCCACUGGAAGCUGCUGGUGAUGCAAAGAUGCUUGGGACUGGAUUGGGAAGAGCCCAUGGGGAUGUCCCACAAGCCAUGGAGCAAGAAGGCAGCAGGGAGAGCUCAAGGGAAAGUCAGCAGCUUAGCCUCCUGGAGAGGAGCCAGAAGAAAGUAGUCCUACCUGAAAAAGACCUGAAAAAAACCCUGGACCUUCUUGUUCUGAAGAAACCCUGCAUCCCUGAGAAAUACUACCAAGACAGCAGUGGGGAAGGCCCAACCCCAGGAGGGGACAAACCCGGACCAGAACCAGAGCUCCUGGCCCCCCAGCUUACCCUUCCCACCAAAAAACCUUACACAUGUGAAGAAUGUGGCAAGGGUUUCAGCUGGCACUCUCACCUAGUGACCCACCAGCGUAUACACACGGGAGAGAAGCCCUAUACGUGUACAGACUGUGGCAAGUGCUUCAGCCGAAGCUCCCACCUCAUUCAGCACCAGAUCAUCCACACGGGGGAGAAGCCUUACACCUGCCCUGUCUGCUGGAAAAGCUUCAGCCAUCACUCCACACUGAUACAACACCAGCGCAUCCACACUGGGGAGAAGCCUUACGUGUGUGACCGGUGUGCCAAGUGCUUCACCCGGCGCUCAGACUUGGUGACCCACCAGGGGACCCACACAGGUGCCAAGCCUCAUCGAUGCCUGGAAUGCAACAAAUGCUUCACCCAGAGCUCAGCCCUGGUCACCCACCAGCGGACCCACACGGGCAUCAAGCCCUACCCCUGUCCUGAGUGCGGAAAGCACUUCAGCCAGCGCUCCAACCUCACUGCCCACCAGCGCACCCACACAGGGGAGAAGCCCUUCUCUUGUAGUGACUGUGGCAAGAGCUUCAGCCACAGCUCCCACCUCACUGCCCACCAGCAGACUCACCGUGGUGUCCGGCCCUACCCCUGUCCCCUGUGCGGCAAGAGCUUCAGCCGUCGUUCUAACCUUCUUCGACAUCAGAAGAUUCACAUUGGCCCUAAGGCCCGGGCUGUGCUGAUGCUGGGGGCAGUGGGGACUCUCACCAGCCCUCACCCUGCUCCCCCGUAAAAGGCCAGGGGAUGAAUGGUGUGAGGAUAUGGAAUCCAGGGCAAGUGCUGAUGAGCCUACCUGCAGGAUAGGCCUAAUUCAAAGACCAAAGGCAGUGAGAGAGGGAAGACAGAUGAAAAAGAGGAUGGGGAUAUGAAGUCAGAAAGGGAGAGGGGUGGGCUGUUGUGGGGAUAAGGGUGGGAGUUGACUGGGGUGGAGUUGGGAGUAGGAAUGUGAGAGGAGCUACAAAAAGCAAGCACGUCUUCUAAUUAAAGGCCUUUGAAACCAGUCUAUGACUCCAACCAAUGUGGCCCCAAACCCACUGUUAAGCUUGGAAGAUAAAAGGAUGCAUUUUUGGGCUGACAUUGUACCGAGGCUGACCUGAAAUCAUGCCCUCAGCAACCAUUCUCUCUGAAAGCAUAGGCACUUUCUUCUCCUCCAUUCAAACCUGGACUCUUUCCUUUUUAGCCAAAGGCACAUCUCAGUAAAGCCUA